This is a messenger RNA of Haemorhous mexicanus (house finch), 5436 nucleotides long. RefSeq names its product nucleic acid binding protein 1 (gene NABP1). Gene Ontology annotation, molecular function: DNA binding. The transcript has 6 exons. Gene Ontology annotation, biological process: response to ionizing radiation; double-strand break repair via homologous recombination; mitotic cell cycle checkpoint signaling. Bases 240 to 869 code for a protein of 209 amino acids. The record is from RefSeq and is a predicted model, not a curated record. Gene Ontology annotation, cellular component: SOSS complex. NCBI's taxonomy places the organism in Eukaryota, Metazoa, Chordata, Aves, Passeriformes, Fringillidae.
UCUCAGUGCCGGCGGGAGAGGGAGGCGGGGUGGUUUCCGUGCUGGUGGUGUUGGUGUGGAGAGGGAGCGGUGGGGGUCGGGCGUGCCGCACAGUCACCGCACAGCCCCUCGGUGCUCGUGUCCCCGUCCCCUGUGAGGGUCGCCGGUGCCCCCCUGCCCGGCCCCGCGCUGCUUCUGCUCCCCCACGGGAUGCGGGCUCGGCCCGCCCCGCUAGCCCUCACCCCUGUGCCGGCCGCAGCAUGAGCGCGGCGAGCGACACGUAUUUCCUUAUAAAAGACAUAAAACCCGGACUGAAAAACUUAAAUGUCAUCUUUAUUGUGCUGGAGAUCGGGCGAGUCACCAAGACCAAGGACGGGCACGAGGUGAGGUCCUGCAAGGUGGCGGACAAGACGGGCAGCAUCACCAUCUGCGUGUGGGACGAGAUCGGCGGCCUCAUCCAGCCGGGGGACAUCAUCCGCCUGACCAAAGGGUACGCAUCUCUGUGGAAAGGAUGCCUGACACUUUACACAGGACGAGGAGGGGAGCUGCAUAAAAUUGGGGAGUUCUGCAUGGUGUACUCAGAAGUGCCAAACUACAGCGAACCCAACUCGGAGCACGUCGGGCAGAACAAACUGGCACAGGGUGAACAGAAUAAUAUUUCUGCAUCAAGUGGUAUGGGUACUUGUACUUUUGGGCCACUGGGAAAUGGUUUACAAACUGGACCUGAAGCAAGUGGAUUUCCAUUCACGUAUAACCAUGGCCACAUUUAUGCAGGUAGUGGGAGAGGCAAUGGCCGAGGACCUGUAAAUCCAGCACCAGCUAAUAGUGUUCAGCCUCUUCCCCCUGCUGUCAGUAACGGGAGGGACCCACGCAGGGCCUUUAAAAGAUGACUAUGCCAAAUGUGGUUGUACAGCUUGCUUAAACUCUACACUCUACUUGAACACUUACUGCACUUUUAUUUAUAGUUAACUGUGAACCAGUUUGUCCUUUGGUUUGUUUUUUUGGUUUUUUUUUUUUACCUUUUGGUGUAUGGAGCAAACUUGAUGUGAUCUAUUUCUUGUUUUGCAUCAGGGAAGCACAGUGAGUCUUCCCCGUACAUAAAGGGGGAGAAGGUGGAUCCAAGGAAGUAAGGGUCACAGGUGAAAAUGUCUCAAUUAAAACCCAGUGCCCUUUGCUGAACAGAAGAAAAUUUCAGUUACAUACAUGUAUUUCUGUUGGUCAGCCAUGUAGCCUUAAUAGGUCUACUCUGUCCUGUGCAAGCAUGUGUUGACUUCUGUUAGGGAUAAUGGGAGCUCCUCGUAUGGGAAGAGAAAUGAAGGGAAGAGCAAAAGUGCUCUGGUGAGCUGGGUGUCCUGGGAAUGAAUAUGGCUUGUGAAGCAAUAAGUGUGAGGAAAUGGUGGUGCCAGACCUAGUGGUGUCUCUGGAAUCAGGGAAUGGAUAGCUCAGAUCAAAGCUGAAGAUGUGGUGAAUGUCGUGAGCCUUGAUUCUGAUUUCAGAAAGGUGUGCACUACUUGAAAAAUUCUCUCUAAACACCAUUAUCACUGUCAAGGAAAGUGACACUGAUUUUUGCUUUGGAUAGAAGCUUGAAUAUUUGUUCUUGCUUUGCAUGAGAUAGCAGAAUAGGAGGAUCUAAAUUCAGACAGUGUUGGGGAAUAUGUUUUUUCUAGCCUUUCCUCGUGUAAAAGCCCAAGGUUACUUUGCAGGAGCCUGAAUUUCCAGGAGUGGACUGUUCUCAAAUGCUGCAUUACCCAUCUCUUCAAUGAGUCUGCCUACUCCUCCUUCCUUCAUUCACUUUUCCAAAUAAAUUAUGUAUUAGAUGAAGCUGUAUAUGUGGAUUGCAGAGGUACUGGCCAAGCACACAGCUGCCCUUGUGAUGCUGUUAAGCUUUCCUUCCUCUGUUUUAUAUGAAACAUGGAUUAUCCCUUGAAGAGCCCUCUCCAUAUCCUGGGGGGCAAAUAGCUGGUUUUAUUUCUGAGAUCACAAAUGCCUUGACUCUAGAUGAGAGUCCAGUGCCAUAUUUCAGAUCAGGUUCAAAGCAACUCGGAAACUGAGGUGUCAUACUGGAUUCAUCUGUUUAACUCUUCUUAACUGACCUCUCAAAUAAAAAACAAUUGCACUAACCACAUCAAAAACAAAUCUAACUUUCUUUCUGUCAAGCCAUAAAGACUUCAUGACAAAAGGCUUUUUCUGAAUCGUGAGUUGUCUCUGUGGUCAUUCAUGUUCUUUGAAUCUACGGAUGUGUUACUAAUGUUUACAAGUUGUUUACAUUUGAUACUUUUUGCUUUUGGUACUUUAUCAUGAUCUAUUGAAAAUUGCUUCUACUUGGUGCAAGUUCCCUGUUUGGUGUGAAAUGAACUGAAGUUUGUUUGAAAUGCAAGCAUCAGCAACAACAAAGUGCUGAAGGGAGGUUGAGAGAGACCUGUGUGCCCAGACACCUGAGGGCUGUUUGCUCUGGUGAAGUGCUUUCCUGGUACUUCCAGGUGGAACUAGUGAAACUUGUUUUGGACACAAGAGGGUGGCAUGCCUCAGGAGAUCGCCUCUGCAUGCUGCUGUGGAAGAACACUGGUCAUUGGUGAAGCAGAAAGCAGGCAUUUCUGGGGAAAUGGUGUAAGGAGGAGACGUGUAACUCAGGGACUUUAAAUUGCUUACUUGCUUAAAUAAAUGUGAUGUAUAGUCGAGAUGCAUGGACAACCUUCUUCUGCAGUGUUGCUCUAAGACAUUUGAUGUGCUUGUGAGAAGGAAGCCCAGAGGACUUCUAAACCCAGGAGGUGUCUGUGACGUGUUCCAGAGGUACAGAAGAUGUAAGUAUGGUGUGAGAGCCAUGCUGCCCAGUCAGCAGUAGCUGUAAAGUUAGCAAAGUGAACAGUGCAGGUGAUGUGGUGGGGUCUUGGUGUUCAUUGGAGUAUAUCCAGGGUGGAUCACAAAUCCUGGUGGUCUUCUCUGGGGCAUAAAGAAGCUAAAAUCAAGGGCAGCCCUGUGUUAGUGUAUGCUGAGGUGCCUGAUGUUUGUAGCUCUAUGCAUCUGAGCUUUUAUUAAGCUAAUAAACAGAAUACUUGUUCACAAAUUCUAAGUAAAAAGUGAUAUGAUUAAUGCUAAUAAGAGGCACAAGAGUAAAUCCCUGCAGUCAAGUGGAUGAUUGAUGUGCAGUCAAGAGGAAAAAAGCAAGAGUCUGGUCUUCACAUUCUCAAGGUUAGUAGCAUUCCUGCUUUCCUGUUUCUUACAUGAAACUAUUGCAGUUUAUUAAUAAAUUUUUACUUCUUUGCAGGGGAAAUCUGUGCCCUGAAAUGGACAUGGAGUUAAAUAUAAUUUUUCAAGGUCCUCUGAUCUUCCACUGAACCUGUGACAAAGUUGUUUCCCUCAGAGGUAUCAGUGUCAAGAUUGUGAGCUCUCAGCUUGCAGAGGAAUAUGGGAGCCUUACAGCUGUUGGGAUCAUACCACCUCGGUUCACAGAGAUACAGACACACACAUCUCUGUGCAAACAAGCAGUUGUGAAUUACUGUGACAUGCUAAGGCAGGUCCUCAGUGCUCAGAGAUGAGCUCAGGGAGUCUCUUCACAGAUGUAUUCCUCUUUAUGGUUAGGCUGCACUUAGGGUACUCUCAUUCUGGAUAAUACAGAUUUCCAAAGGAAAAAAGACACUGGAAGGUGUUCAUGUACCCAGACACAAACUGCACAGUGCUGAAGUGCUGCUGAGUAGUCCCCAUUCACUUGAAUCACAGAUGCCCUGUUCUCAUUGCCUGACAACAGCUCCCCCCUCUCCUGCCUGCCCCAGCACAAGGACUGAUGGCAGAGUGGAAAGAGUUCUGCUGUAUUUCUGCUGCCAUCUGUUUUUUCUGUCCAUCCUCUGCAUGAAUCACCUUGAUUUGAAAGUGACAAAGCAGUCCUGUACUGUGAAAUACUGGCCUAUCUUUAGAUACAGGGGAAAGUCAUACACCCCAUGCCCACAGUGAAAAUGGAAAGGUGCUAUAAGAACAAGUAUAAAUGCUGGACCAAAGUGCAGGACUUUAAUGCAAUCUGCCUUCACAACUUGGCUUUUUUAGCUUUGGUCUUAACUUGAAACUGGCAGUAUGCAGUCCUGUGCUGUCCAAAUAAUGCUGGUCUUUAGCAUCACAAAUCCCAGGAAGGGUGUCUGCAGUGAGUGCUGCUUCUGCAAAGCCAUGAUGGGUGGUACAAAACACCUUUCUUACCUCAGUGUCUGCACAGCCAUCCCCCUUAGCAGCACUGCAGGGCUGUCCACCAUGUUCUCUGGAUGGGGAGUGUUCAGGAGACACGUGCUGGUCCCUGAAACCCCUUUUGUUUUUCAUAGACCUUGAACCUUGUGUUUCAUAAUGACCUGGCUGCUAUGGCCAUCUUCUGCAGCUCAUGUACAUACUCCUAAAACAAGGCAUCUUUUCCCCACCAUAAGGCAGUUUUCUUCAGAAGCUCCUGACGUGCUUUUAUAGGACUAGGAGUUGUAAAAGCUAUGGGGUUUGGAGUGUUUCUGGGGAAGUCUCCUGUUCUCCUUCAUGGCCCGUGUGUUUUCACCUGCUAGGUUGUUCCUUUACUUCUCUAAUGCUUGUAGAUGUGCCCAGUCACACGUGCUCUUUGUCCUGAAGCCCUGAGCCAAGCAGUUAUUUGCAGUGCAGGUGUGGUGUCCAGCUGCCUUGCUGGCAGCUGGCUGAGGAGCUGCAGUCAGUUAAUUGGGGAAUUGCAUGCACCUGUGCAUGCUCCUGGGGAGGCUGCAGGGCUGUGGCUGCCCAGCCCGGCCCUGCUGAGCUCUGUUAAUGACUGCAGUGGAGCUCCUGCCGGCUGUGCCCCAGCCAGGUCUGCCCCUGGCUGUGCACUGCUGCCGGGUGAGCCUGGCCCUGCUGCUCAGGAGGUCCCAGGCAUCCCAGGAAUUCAUUAAGAGAUGCUCUUUCUGUCUUCAGCCUUUGUCCUACUGAGUCCUUUAUUCUUGCUUCCAGAGAAUGUCAAAUUGUGCUGACUCUUUAUGGGGAUUCUGCUUUUCAAUUUAUUCUCUGAUGGACAUUUGUGUGUGUGUAACUGGGAUGAGAAGAUUAUUCCUAAACAAGCUGUUGAUUAAACUACUGGAGUUCAAAGGGAUUAGGAAAAAAGUCUGGGAGUGACUAAGGGGAACACUUAAGGACUUCAUUUUGGUUUUCAAUUUCUCUAAGUUGCUGUUGUUUAUUUUCUUGUUAAGAAAACAAUGCAGUUGUAAGAGCUUCGUCUAAAACUGUCCUCCCACACCCCCAGCUGAUAAAGACUGUCUGGAUUUGUACAUGUCCUAGCAAGUAAGAUUUGGGAAGGAAGAAAACAUCAGGAUGUAGCUCAGAGAAGAAAACUAGUGCUCUAAAUGUACCUUCAGAGCUAAAUGUUUCCUUAUUAUACAAGUUUAAAUGGGAUGUUUUUGGCUGUGUGGAGUGGAUUGUAGGGCUGAUUGGCUGCUCCAUGUUUAAUAAAUUUGUGUAUAAAAGACAAAA